AUAAUUUGAUUUGGUUCGUGCACUUUUCGCUGUGCGAAAAUCGUUCGAGAUAAAUGUUCCGAACUGUGCUAAAUAUUGUAGAGAAUUCCACAAUUUGGUCCUUCUAAAAGUCAGAAAUGAAUCCUGUACAGCAUCUUGAUAGUUUCUUUCAAUGAAAUAUGCGAAUCCGAAAUGAGAUAAUCUACGUCAAAAAUCGUUGAAAAUUUUAGUAGUGAAAAGGGGGAUAGUUUCGCAAUUCACACAAUCGAUCAACUAUCAAUUCGAAUUCGAAAGUGUAAAGAAAUCGUGUCAGUUUUAUUCGUAUUCACGACAUCCAGUUAUGUCUCUGACAUUACACACCCGUACUUUUUUCCUAUUCACGUCAUCCAGUUAUGUUUUUAACAUUAACCAUCAACUUUAUUUCGUUCAUUUGUCUUUUUUGGAUCUUUUAGAAGCCAUUUGUAUUAAAAAUUAGAAUGGAUCCUAUAUACAAUUAUAAGUACUGCGUUUAGUAUUGAUAACUCGAGUUCUACAUAUUUGAUAUAUAUUUGUUUGUCAGGGCCGGACUUUAAAAUCCGGAAAACUUAUAAACUUUAUCACAUAUACUAAAGUAUUCAAGCAUAUCAGCUUCUCCGAGCCAAUUCAAGCUAACGAUAGACUACAAAGUGCGAUUCAAGAGAUAAAAAAACCACUAGCUCGGUUGUAUAAUACCUGUUAUCAUAUAAUAUGCGCCUGGUAAUCGCUCACACUGAUAAACCCACGCUUCUUCGUGUAUCUCUCAUUCGUUGUAGAUGUCCCCCUCCGAGAAUGACGAACAGGCCAUUCAGUCACUUCACUUACUUGUGUGAACGAUGGUGGUACAACGGAAGACGGCGAAAACCCCGACGCGACGACGACAGGACGAAGAUGCAGAUGAAGCUGAAGCGAACCUACACCGGAUCGAUUCCCAGCUGGGAAUGGUUGCCGUAGUGCUGAUGCUGUUCUGUGGAACCCUUUCCAGUUAUUUGCUGACCAAUUUGCCGGCCGCGCUGACGCGUGCCGAUUUGGAAAACCAUCCGGGAGCUUUCAUUGCCGAACGGGCGUGGGAAAAUCUAAAAAAGUUGAACGAAUUUGGUCCGAAACCGACCGGAAGCGAGGCCAGUGAAAAACUUACGGUGGAUUAUUUGAAACGGGAGAUUGAACUGAUCAAGGCCAGCAGUCACGACGGCAGUCAACGGUUGCUGAUCGAGCAUCAGAUCGUAAGCGGCGGAUACGCGGUGGCAUUCCUGGACAAUCCACUAACCAACUUGUAUCGGAACGUCCAGAAUCUGGUUGUGAUGUUGGUGGGGGAAGAGCAUAACGUCACCGGUGGUUCGGCUUUGAUGUUGAACUGUCAUUUCGAUACGGUCGCCAGCAGUCCCGGAGCCAGUGACGAUGGAGCGAGCUGCAGUGUGAUGCUGGAAAUUAUGAGAGUGAUGUCGCGGCAGCACAAACCGAAUCGUCAUUCGAUUAUAUUCCUAUUCAAUGGGGCAGAGGAAACACCGUUGCAAGCCGCUCACGGAUUUAUCACCCAGCAUCCGUGGGCCAAACAUGUGGCGGCUUUUCUCAACCUGGAAUCGGCGGGAUCCGGUGGAAAGGAGAUACUGUUUCAGAGUGGACCGCACCAUCCGUGGAUGAUCGAUCUGUACGCUCGGGCUGUUCGAUAUCCGUUUGCACAUGCUUCCGGUGAGGAAUUGUUCCACUCCGGACUGAUUCCAUCCGAUACGGACUUUCGAAUCUUUCGCGAUUUUGGACACGUACCCGGGAUGGAUUUUUCGCACAUGAUUGAAGGCUACCGCUAUCACACCAAGUACGAUAACAUUGACUAUCUGUCGUUGCCGGUUCUACAGCGAACCGGGGACAACAUCCUUUCGUUGGCUCGUGAAAUGGUGAACAGUGAUGAACUGGCGAGAAGCCGCGACAAACAAUCGAACAGAGGUUAUUCGGUGUUCUAUGAUUUCCUAGGACUGUUCUUCGUUAGUUAUUCGACCGACACAGCCGUGAUCGUGAACACGUUGGUUUCCGUACUGGCAGUGCUGGUACCCUACAUUGGACUCAGCCGUUCCGUACGAAAUCUUGGAGAAGCUGCUAUUCGUAAACAAAUCGUGUACGGAUUUUUAGCCACUUUCGGUGGAACGGUCGUAGCCUGGGUGGUUUGUCUUGCCGUGGGACGACAACUGGAUGCUAUCGGACGAGCUAUGACGUGGUAUUCUACGCCUUACCUCAUCCUCGGACUGUACUGCUGUCCGGCUUUAUUGUCACACUGCUUUGUACAGAUGGCAGUUAACAGAUUUCUCAUUGAUAAAAAGACGGUGCUUAAUUUAUCGCAGCUCGUCCAAUCCCGGCUCAUCGGAGUCAGUGUGUUUUGGUCGUUGGUGACGGUUCCGUUGACAUUCGUUGGGAUUCGCAGUGUCUACAUUUUCAUGGUGGUACAGUUGACAUCGCUCGUAUCGUCACUGGUUACGAUCGGACUUGGCUACCAGAAAACCGUUCGAAACUGGCUUCUGGUACAUGUCGGAUUCCAGCUGAUCACGAUGCUCUGGGCCACGCAGUUCUACCAUACUUACAUGAAGUUGUUCGUUCCGAUAUCCGGUCGCAUAGGUGGUGCCAAAAAUCCCGAAUAUUUAAUCGGUUCGAUUGCCGCUUUUUGUAUGCUUUUGUGUAGUAGCUACAUGUUACCGUUGGUGGCGCUACUGAGGAAAGCUUCCGAACUGACUGCUCGGUUGACGGUGUUCCUACUGAUUGCCGUUCUGUUGGCUUGCUUCACGCAGGUUGGAUUUCCGUACCGGGACGACAGCGCCAACGCCCCCGCCGUUCAGCGACACUACGUAACGCACGUUCUUCGAUUAUACCACGACGAACUGGGAUCGCUGAAGGGCCAAGAUUCUGGAUUCCUGUUCCGUGAAAUGGAUCGCAACUCACAUCGUCUGAUCCGGAAUGUAGCAAGUCCAGAACCGAUUGUAGCCAUGCGUGAUAUGAGCACCUGUCAGACGGAAAUAUUUUGCGCCGUUCCGUUCUAUUCCAUGUGGCAUCAGAUUCGAUUUGACAAUUAUUGGAUCUCUGGACCGGAGCCUUCCGCCGAUGGUGUCGUUACCCUAGCAUACCAAGGUAGACAGCGGAUCACUGAUCGCAUCGAACGGUUAAGUUUCACCAUGGAAGGAAGCAUCCAAUCGUCACUCAUAAUUGGACCAAAACCGGGAGUGAAAUUAGUCAGCUGGAGUUUGUUGGAAAACGUAACGCCACCAACUCGGUUCAACAAUCAAGACGGACAUUUUGUACUGAUCACUCACGGACUACCGGGCGUACCUUGGAAUGUGACGAUGGAUUUUGAGCAUCCGGACGACCACGAGUACGAUGGUUUGCUGGUUGAUAUUUCUGUUAUCACAACGUUCUGGGAGUUUCACCGGAACCAUACCGACGAGUUCACGAAACUGAUCAACAAAUUUCCCACAUGGGCUCAUGUCAUACCCUCAGUUGCGGUGAUGAACAUUCAUGUGUAUUGAAUAAACAUUUG
This is a messenger RNA of Malaya genurostris, 3511 nucleotides long. Its product is annotated as endoplasmic reticulum metallopeptidase 1-like. Gene Ontology annotation, molecular function: metalloexopeptidase activity. The record is from RefSeq and is a predicted model, not a curated record. The transcript is spliced from 4 exons. Bases 831 to 3500 code for a protein of 889 amino acids. Gene Ontology annotation, biological process: proteolysis. Lineage: Eukaryota; Metazoa; Arthropoda; Insecta; Diptera; Culicidae.